CGAUGUUUCAGCACUCUGCGUCAUAGUCAAUCACGCAUAAAAAGUGGGCUAACUGCAAGACUUCUUCGUGGUCUUACCUCAAUAACAGUUGUGAACCUCACCUGUAAACCAUGAAAUUUUUGGCUGUCGUUUUGGCUUUGGCCGUCUUCGCCCAGGCGGCUGAGAUCCCUAAACUUCGCAACAAGUUGUUCCCCAGGUCGGAUCUCUUCCCCCGUGCUCCAGUACCUCAAGGACCCGGUUAUUUCGAGCCAACCAAACAAGCCCGCACUGUCGAUACCCGCGGCUUCUGCGGUCAGCGUAAAGUCGAUUCCAGCCGCAUCGUUGGCGGAGUAGAAGCUGUCCCCCAUGAGUUCCCCUGGCAAGUGGCCAUCACCAUCGAUGGCGGUAGCUUCUGCGGAGGCAGCCUCAUCUCUCCCGACUGGGUUUUGACCGCCGCUCACUGCGCUGAUGGCGCCAGCCGAUUCAGCAUCCUUUUGGGAGCUCACGAUCGCACCGCUAACGAGCCAUCCCAAGUCACCGUCUCCACUACCACCUACACCGUCCACCCCGGAUGGAAUCCUUCCACUUUGGCCGAUGAUCUUGCCCUCAUCCGCUUGCCAUCCCCCGUUGCCUUCACCCCUGAAAUCCAGCCCAUCUGCUUGGCACCCGCCACCGAGCCCAACCACGUCGGAGAUACUCUCUUGGUCAGUGGAUGGGGUAAGACUGCCGAUGGCGUCUUGGAAGGUGUUUCACCGACCCUCAACAAGGUGACUGCUCCGGGCAUCACCACCGCCGAAUGCGCUGCCGUUUACGGCGACAUCAUCACCGACAACAUCUUGUGCAUCGACACCACCGGUGGUCACGGAUCCUGCAACGGUGACUCUGGCGGCCCAUUGAGCUUCGACAAUGCCGGUGUUUACAACCAGGUCGGUAUCGUCAGCUUCGGUGCUCGUGCCGGUUGCGCCGACGGAUUCCCCGCUGGAUUCACCCGUGUUUCUAGUUACAGCCAAUGGAUCGCUGACGUCACUGGUCUGAUCAUCUAGAUUUUGUUGUCCAUUAUUUUGCUGUUUAUUUUUGUUUGACACUGGUCUUGUUGUUGAUGAUGUUCGAUGUAUCAAUGUUAAACAUCAAUACACCGAGGCUUGUUUAAAAAGAAA
Messenger RNA from Daphnia carinata, 1136 nucleotides. RefSeq names its product brachyurin-like. The transcript has 6 exons. NCBI's taxonomy places the organism in Eukaryota, Metazoa, Arthropoda, Branchiopoda, Diplostraca, Daphniidae. Gene Ontology annotation, biological process: proteolysis. The coding region runs from base 111 to 1022 and encodes 303 amino acids. The record is from RefSeq and is a predicted model, not a curated record. Gene Ontology annotation, molecular function: serine-type endopeptidase activity.